AUGGAAACAGUGUUUGUCACCGACGAUUCGGUGGAAGCUCAUGGAUACAACAUGACUGUUAAGUCGAUCCGUGUUCCCAUAGCUUGUUCAUGCGAAGAAAUAUUGGAACGCGAUGCCAUUGUGGGUAAAUGGAGGGAGCUGACGUCACCAGAGUAUCCGCUAUCCUACUGCAAUAACAUGCACUGCGUCUCGAGAAUUGCAGCUCCAGCAAGGCAUCGUGUUGUGUUGAACAUCACCGACUUCUACACGGAAUUGUACAGCGAUUUCUUGGUAUUAUAUGAUGGUCGUGACAUCAAUAAAGAACAUAUAGCGAUAAUCCUGGCUAGACACGUCUGCAAUAGGCUGGAUCUAGAACCCAACGACGAUAUUGGUCCAGAACCCAGUGAGGAUGUUGGUCCAGAGCCCAGUGACCACGCGGCUCUACUGGAUCGAGGAUCGAUCUCAUACAUUACGGUCGUAAUUGUGUUGUUGUCCGUGUCGAACACAAUCCUCCUCCUUCUUCUUGUGUAUAAA
Molecule: messenger RNA, 513 nt
Organism: Ostertagia ostertagi
Lineage: Eukaryota; Metazoa; Nematoda; Chromadorea; Rhabditida; Trichostrongylidae
Source: the annotation of a GenBank genome assembly